CGUGCGAACUUAACUGCUGUGCCACCGGGCCAGCCCCUAGUCUUAGUUGUGAUAUAAUUCCUUUUAAAAAAAUAUUAGUUUAGGCCUGUAUAGAGUCAAUUUAGUUGAAACUUUUUUCCAGUCAGAUUUCUGCAGGGCCAAGUGAACAUUUUGCAGAUGACGAAAGUAUAUGGCCUAACUUCUUUUCUUCUUGUCUUUUACACAGGAGAUAACAUUUACUAAAAUCUGGUUAUUAAAUAAAUAAGACUCUAUACCAAUAAAAUACAUUGUAUUUUUGGAUGUGUUUCAACUCUCUUACCUUCUUCAAAGGGGCAAUUUCUUUAAGAAGUAGUUUUAUUAUAAUUCUGUCUGCAAUGGCAGAUACAUCUAACAUUGUACCCCUCCCCUCAUUUACCUAUUUAAAAAAUUCGACAGUUCACAGAGUCAAGAAGAGGCUGAUUUCACAUCAUUGGGUUUUAUCUCCAAUCUGUCUUAUCUUUGUCCUACUUUUGGGUUUGACACCCUUCACCUCACUCCCGUCUCGUGAUCUCUGGCAUUGUUCUGCCAAAGAAAAUGAGAAACGUCAUUGUAGCCCUAGAUUUGCCCUCUUCCGAGGAACCAGUGGAACAGCUUGUAGAUAUGAAGUAAACUUCUUAUUGACCUAGUUAGGCUUGUUAUUCAUGAGUCCAAGUGUGCAAAUUUCUGUGACCAUCGUUGACCUAUAAUAAGUCAGUUAAUAAAUUCAGAGGAAAGUGUUAGAUCUGAAUUCCAUAUUUACAGGCUAAAAGUUGUAGUUUUUAGCAUUAUAAUGUAGAUAUGGUCACCAUCUAUUAUUAGCACAGUCUCAAAGAUUGCUGUCCCUGGUGGGCCCCCUCUGCUCUGUGGUGUCUUUUGCUUUCUUUGUAGGGACUCUUAACAGUGUAUCUUUCCCGAGAGGUUGUCAUAUGCUGGUGCCUAACCUUGGAAGAGACUGCUUCAUCAACUGUUAUGCCAGUUUCCUCGUUUACAGUGCGAGGAGAUGAGCAGUUCUCAGUAGUCUUCAGUCUCCUGUUGACCGGAACUCCCAUCCAGAACAGCCUCCAAGAGCUCUACUCUCUCCUGAGUUUUGUGGAGCCUGAUCUCUUUUCCAAGGAGCAGGUGGAAGAUUUUGUUCAGCGUUACCAGGAUAUUGAGAAAGAGUCUGAGUCAGCAAGUGAACUACACCAGCUCUUGCAGCCAUUUCUGCUGAGGCGAGUGAAAGCUGAGGUAGCUACAGAGCUUCCCAAGAAGACGGAAGUAGUGAUAUACCAUGGCAUGUCAGCAUUGCAGAAGAAAUAUUACAAGGCCAUUUUGAUGAAAGACCUAGAUGCAUUUGAAAAUGAGACAGCAAAGAAAGUUAAACUUCAGAAUGUCUUGUCUCAGCUUCGAAAGUGUGUGGAUCACCCUUACUUGUUUGAUGGUGUGGAACCAGAGCCUUUUGAAAUUGGAGACCACCUGAUUGAGGCCAGCGGGAAACUUCACCUGCUGGAUAAGCUGCUGGCAUUCCUGUAUUCCAGGAGCCAUCGAGUUCUACUUUUCUCCCAAAUGACCCAGAUGUUGGAUAUUCUCCAAGACUAUAUGGAUUAUAGAGGCUACAGCUAUGAGCGUGUGGAUGGUUCUGUGAGAGGAGAAGAGAGACACCUGGCCAUUAAGAACUUUGGACAGAAGCCCAUUUUUAUUUUUCUCCUCAGUACUAGGGCAGGUGGAGUUGGCAUGAACUUAACGGCAGCAGAUACCGUUAUUUUUGUUGACAGUGAUUUCAAUCCUCAGAAUGACUUGCAAGCAGCUGCCAGGGCUCACCGAAUUGGCCAGAACAAGUCUGUGAAAGUCAUUCGGCUGAUUGGCCGAGACACCGUGGAAGAAAUAGUCUGCAGGAAAGCAGCCUCAAAACUGCAGCUCACCAACACGAUCAUAGAAGGAGGCCAUUUCACUCUGGGUGCCCAGAAACCCGCAGCUGACGCGGACCUGCAGUUGAGUGAGAUACUCAAAUUUGGUUUGGAUAAACUGCUGUCCUCUGAGGGGAGCACCAUGGAUGAUAUAGACCUGGAGUCUAUCCUGGGAGAAACAAAAGAUGGUCAGUGGGUCUCUGAUGCCUUGCCUACAGCAGAAGAAGGAAGCAGAGAACAAGAGGAAGGAAAAAACCAUAUGUACUUAUUUGAAGGUAAAGAUUAUUCUAAGGAGCCUAGUAAAGAAGAUAGACAAUCAUUUAAGCAACUGGUAACUCUUCAGAAAACCCUUCUGGAGGAAACUAGUCAAGAGGGCCGGUUACUCCGAAAUAAAGGCAGUGUUCUCAUCCCAGGCCUUGUGGAGGGCUCUACCAAGAGGAAGCGAAUUCUGAGCCCAGAAGAGCUGGAGGACAGGAGGAAGAGAAGACAAGAAGCAGCAGCCAACAGAAAGAGACUAAUGGAGGAGAAGAAAAGGAAAAAGGAAGAAGAGGAACAUAAGAAAAAGAUGGCCUGGUGGGAGUCCAACAGUUACCACUCCUUCUGCCUGCCUUCCAAGGAUAGCGAACCAGAGGACCUAGAGGAUGGGGAAGAUGAGAGCCCUGUCCAUCUGGAUUAUGAAGACCCAGGCUCGACCUCCAUCAACUAUGUUAGUGGUGACGUCACCCACCCACAGGCUGGGGCAGAGGAUGCUGUCAUCGUGCACUGCGUAGAUGAUUCUGGCCGCUGGGGCCGAGGUGGUUUAUUCACAGCUCUGGAAACACGAUCUGCUGAGCCAAGAAAAAUAUAUGAGCUGGCUGGGAAAAUGAAAGAUUUGAGUUUGGGAGGUGUCCUUUUAUUUCCUGUUGAUGAUAAAGAGUCAAGAAACAAAGGGCAAGAUUUGUUGGCCUUGAUUGUGGCUCAGCAUCGUGAUCGCUUCAACGUCCUGUCUGGCAUUAAGAUGGCAGCCCUAGAAGAAGGCCUGAAGAAGAUAUUUUUAGCAGCAAAGAAAAAGAAAGCAAGUGUCCAUCUUCCACGCAUUGGACACGCCACGAAAGAUUUUAACUGGUAUGGUACUGAGCGACUUAUUCGGAAACACUUGGCUGCAAAAGGCAUCCCAACUUACAUAUAUUACUUUCCUAGAAGCAAGGCUGCUGUUUUUCCUUCACAGUCCUCACAUUCCUCCUAAGGACAGCUGGUGCCUUUGCAGUCGGUCCAGCAUCGGCUUCAGCCUUCAGCAAGCAGCUAAGAAGAGACUUGCUCAGAGCCACUGUAAUAGAGUAUUUCAGAAAGGUCUCAGGAUCGGGUGGACCUCUAAGAUGCCGUUUUUUGAAUUCUCAUUUUGUUCUCCUGGAUGUGUUACUCUGAUUUGGUACCUGUAAUACAGGGACGUACAACUUAUUCAGGGAAGUCUUUUGGCAGCUUGCCAGGGUCCCAGUUUGCAUAGCUAUUUGCAUAAUAAUUUUUCUAUCUCUAAUGGUUUCAUUGCUUUCUUUCCUGCCUAUCAGACUGAUUUCUUUGGAGAGGGGAAGGCUAUAUAGAUUAAGAAGAAAUGAAAGGUAACAGGAGACCAGGGUGGCUCUGGGAGAAGGAAGCACCUUCGGCCAAUUCAUGCCUUGAAAAGACAGUGCUCUGAGGGGCAGAGGCUGAGAAGUGAAAGUCCUCAUCCAGACAACUGGAGCCUGUCCUGCCGUUCUUUUUGCACUGCUCAGCAUCAAGAUCUAGAAGAAUACACAUUGGCCUAGAGGGCUGUCAGAUGUGACUUUAGAGAAACCAGAUCUCCUUUCCCCUUCCCGCCCAGUACAGUUUGGCCGCAAGAAAUUAGGCAAUCGUGGAAAUAGCACGAAGCUGACAGAGAAUGUCAGAUUGGGGAGGGCAGUGGGCUGAGGACCUCCAGAGAAGGAGUCAUGGGGGGAGACACUAUGUAAGCUGUGGCUUUUCACCCUUUUGUACGUGAAGUUUCAGUCUUGGCCAACCAUCCUCAACCAGCCUGAUUUCUGCUGCUUUGAGGCCCUCCACACCUGGAGUGCUUUGGAGGCCUCUUCAGAAGCCUCAGCCCUAGGCCAUUGAUUCAGGGAACUUGACUACUUACUGGUGGACUCAGAGCCCAGACCAUGACCUUCUAAGGAAGGCGGUACCUUUAGCACCUGGAUUGUACUGUUCUGUUUGACUCCCUCCCCAGCACCUCACCCUUCAACAAUUUAGCAUCUGUGUUGAAACACUGUUAGACCCUAAAGUCAUGAUUCCUUAAUUUUUUCCCCUAAGACUUCUUACUUUCAUUUUUA
Equus caballus (horse) is the source of this 4204-nucleotide messenger RNA. It is a transcript of the gene CHD1L, whose product is annotated as chromodomain helicase DNA binding protein 1 like. The record is from RefSeq and is a predicted model, not a curated record. NCBI's taxonomy places the organism in Eukaryota, Metazoa, Chordata, Mammalia, Perissodactyla, Equidae. Gene Ontology annotation, biological process: DNA repair; chromatin remodeling. Gene Ontology annotation, cellular component: nucleus. Gene Ontology annotation, molecular function: ATP binding; ATP-dependent chromatin remodeler activity; DNA helicase activity.